AUGUCUGAUCCCCGCCCCGUCAAGACGGUUGGCUUGACGCAGAUUUACAGUCCCCGCGCCAACCCCACCGUAGAUAUUGUCUUUGUUCAUGGGCUCAGCGGCCACCCCCGUAACUCGUGGACCAGCCAGACCGGCUGCUUCUGGCCUGCCGACCUCUUACCUCAAGCUCUGGCUUCGGUGCACCCGCGUGUCCUCACUUACGGCUACAACGCGACUGUUCCCUCGGUCGCCGCUGCGCGCCAUCCCCUUCUCAUACAAGCGGAGACGCUGUUAUCCGACCUGGUGGCCGAUAGAAAGUUCCGAAACUGUUCUGAGCGACCGAUUAUUUUCGUCAGCCAUUCGCUGGGUGGGCUAAUCGUCAAAUACGCCCUUAUUUCAUCCGAUGAGAAGACUAACCACCUGCGAUCCGUUUAUAUUUCGACGUUCGGCAUUCUUUUCUUUGGCACGCCGCACAACGGGCCCGACAUCGCCGAUUGGGGUUCGUUGUUGCAAGGUAUCUACUAUGCCAUUAACCCCACAGAGUCUAGAGAGAAUUCCUCACUAUUGAUGAAACUGCGGUAUGAGAGCACAAACUUGGAAAGCAUCAACACUCGAUUCUUAGACAUCAUAUCCCGGUUCCGUAUCUACUUCCUCUACGAACUUCGCCCAACGGAACUCAAGCAUGCAACACCCUUGGAAACAGCUUCAGAAUCAUGGCUUGCACAAUACCCCGCAUGGCCUGCUACUGAGAUGAUUAUCGUGGAUGAAGCAUCGGCGGCACCACCUAUACUAGGCGUUGACAGAAUGGGUAUCGAAGCAGACCACGUCCAUAUUUGCAAAUUUAGUGAUCAAAAUGCUCCUGGCUUUGAGACUAUAGCGAAAUCUCUCCUCAAAUACUCCCGCGAAGCACCCUUCAUUAUCGCAGACCGCUGGUGGAAUGAGGAGGGGAAGAAAAAUGCCUAUGAAGGGCCAGGCGGUCCCCGAGAAGACGAUGCCGGUAAGCCUGCUCUUUACCGCUCGAUUCAUUGUCCGCACACUACCCACUUGGUACUUGAGUAUGGGAUCAGUACUGUUGAACAGUCAAAUAUAGAGUUAGUGGCUAGAAUUUGA
Penicillium canariense is the source of this 1089-nucleotide messenger RNA. Its product is annotated as esterase/lipase family protein. Lineage: Eukaryota; Fungi; Ascomycota; Eurotiomycetes; Eurotiales; Aspergillaceae. The transcript is spliced from 3 exons. The coding region runs from base 1 to 1089 and encodes 362 amino acids. The record is from RefSeq and is a predicted model, not a curated record.